AUGCCUCUCUCCGAAAUUGUAUCGAAAGAGCUUUUGGCCUACUCAAAGACAGAUUUCGGAUCCUGCGAGAACAGCCUUUACGCCAACGCUACGACCAACAAUGGCGAUUAUCGCCGCGGUAUCGAUGAAGGAGACAGGGAAGAUAUGGAGAUCGGUAUGAGGGAAGACAGGGCCGAAGACCAAUCGAGAGAGCACAACAGUGGCAACAUGCCGGCAGAGGGGGGUCUCCAGUCAGCCGGAGACAUGAAAAGGAGGAGGGACCUUUAUACAGAGUUGCUGUGGGAUAGAUUCCAAUCUCGACCUCGCCCAGAGCUGUAUCAGAACGCCAACACUUGA
Cryptococcus wingfieldii CBS 7118 is the source of this 336-nucleotide messenger RNA. RefSeq lists its product as hypothetical. Lineage: Eukaryota; Fungi; Basidiomycota; Tremellomycetes; Tremellales; Cryptococcaceae. Bases 1 to 336 code for a protein of 111 amino acids. The record is from RefSeq and is a predicted model, not a curated record. The transcript has 2 exons.